Molecule: messenger RNA, 159 nt
Organism: Racocetra persica
Lineage: Eukaryota; Fungi; Glomeromycota; Glomeromycetes; Diversisporales; Gigasporaceae
Source: the annotation of a GenBank genome assembly
AAUCUGAAAUUAUCUCAACAUGGCUUCAACGAGAAUGAUGAUUCAAUCAAGAUGAAUAAGGAGAAAAUUGACAACAUGCCGAUGACGUAUGGUGAUGAAGUCAUUGAAAAUGGAAUAAUGAUUAAUUCAGAUAGUCUAGAGAAGGAUUUAAAGAAAGAU